This is a messenger RNA of Hansenula ciferrii, 303 nucleotides long. Its product is annotated as F-box protein. The coding region runs from base 1 to 303 and encodes 100 amino acids. The record is from RefSeq and is a predicted model, not a curated record. The transcript has a single exon. Lineage: Eukaryota; Fungi; Ascomycota; Saccharomycetes; Phaffomycetales; Wickerhamomycetaceae.
AUGCAGAGUAUAGCUGAUUUACCACAAGAAUUAUUGUUUCAUAAGAUUCUAGUCCCAAUUGAUGAUAUAUUCGAUUAUAUUAGACUUUCAAGAGUAUGCAAAAAUUUCCAAAUAUUAAUUAAAUGUAUUAUUUUGGUUGUUUCUGAUAGCUCAAAAGAAAGUGGUGUUUUCAAUUCAAUUGCAAAUCGUCAUGUUCAAAUUGAUCCUUACGGUUCAGAUGAUACACAGACAAAACUCAAAGAAAAUCUCAAAAACUUCAACUAUAUAAUAUUUGAAGACCAAAAUCUUAAAAGUUCAGCUUAA